GAUUUCAUCAUAAAUACAUAACCGCAUAUUUACCUUACCUUACGAAUCCGAAUACCACAAUAGUAUAAUUAUAAUUAUGAAUAUUCCGCGAAUACUUUUAAAAACAAAACAACAUUCAAUCAAAUUGAAUUUAGGAAACGCCUUAAGAUCAAACUUUAAGAGAAAUCUAGCUAGUCAAGCUCAAACAGCCGCAGAAAGUCCUGCCGAAGAUGGUACCACUCACUUUGGCUAUCAAACGAUCAAAGAAAGUGAAAAAGUUGAGAAAGUGCAUAAGGUUUUUGAGGAUGUAGCCAAGUCGUACGAUAUUAUGAACGAUGCUAUGUCCAUGGGAAUCCAUCGAAUAUGGAAGGAUAUCUUCAUGGAGAGAUUGGGACCGAUUCGUGGGGCACGUCUGCUCGACAUGGCUGGUGGGACAGGUGACAUUGCGUUUAGGUUUCUUAAAUACAUAGACAAGCAACCUAACCCCAGCGGACGGCAGAGUCAUGUCACAAUUUCCGAUAUAAAUCAACAUAUGUUGGAUGUGGGUAAAGCGCGUGCAGACAAUUUGGGACUUACACAGGAGAAACUUGAUCAAAUUUCAAUCGAAUGGAAGUGUGCUAACGCUGAAGAACUUCCAUUCGAUGACAAUUCAUUCUCGGCAUACACGAUUGCGUUUGGAAUCAGGAACUGUACACAUAUUGAUAAAGUGUUAUCGGAAGCCUAUCGUGUGCUGAAACCAGGCGGACGCUUCAUGUGCCUUGAAUUUAGUCACCUCAACAACGAAACUCUCCAGUGGUUGUAUGACCAAUAUUCGUUUCAAGUUAUUCCUCCUAUGGGACAAAUAUUAGCCGGACAAUGGCAAUCAUACCAGUACCUCGUAGAGAGCAUUCGAAAGUUCCCUCGUCAAGAUGAAUUCAAGGCUAUGAUUGAGGAUGCUGGCUUUGAUAUGGUUCAGUAUGAGAACUUGACAUUCGGUGUUGUUAGUAUACAUUCAGGUUUUAAAUUGUAGACCGAAAAAGAUGCUAUACAAAAGGAAGCUUGGUAAAUAAAGUAAAAUUUAGAAAUUAAAUUCAA
Eupeodes corollae is the source of this 1053-nucleotide messenger RNA. RefSeq names its product 2-methoxy-6-polyprenyl-1,4-benzoquinol methylase, mitochondrial (gene Coq5). Lineage: Eukaryota; Metazoa; Arthropoda; Insecta; Diptera; Syrphidae. The record is from RefSeq and is a predicted model, not a curated record. Bases 77 to 988 code for a protein of 303 amino acids. The transcript is spliced from 3 exons. Gene Ontology annotation, molecular function: methyltransferase activity. Gene Ontology annotation, biological process: ubiquinone biosynthetic process.